AUGGCUUCGGGUCUCAUCCUCGAGAUCCUCGCGUUCGUCGCGCGAAUUCAAUUGCAUUUUCGGCAGAAGAAAUUCUUGCAACACCAAUGCCGUCCAGCUUUCUUCAGCGCCGCCAUCUAUCUCUGCUUGGCCCGCGUCAUCGCCGUGUAUGGUGGUCACAUCUCCCGUCUGAAGCCACGAACGUAUACCAUCACUUUCAUGAUGUGCGAUGCCAUAGCUCUAGUUUUGCAGGCUUCUGGUGGGGCUCUGGUCGGCGGCGACAGUUCGAGUUCGUUUGAAAAGGGGCUUUCUAUACUCCGGGCCGGUCUGGCCUUCCACGUUGCAGGUAUGGUUAUCUUUGUGGCGCUGGCAUCUGACUAUGCGUGGUCGGCCUACAGGAGGCGCGAACAUUGGACACCUAAGUUUUCGUGUCUACAAGAGUCAAGGAAAUUUCACUACUUUCUUAUUGGGCUGAUUGUAGCUACUCUCUGCAUUUUCAUCCGAACCUGUUAUCGACUCGCUGAGCUAAGCAUGGGUCUCGACAGUGAUCUCGCGAAUGAUGAAAACGCCUUCAUGGUGCUGGAGGGUGGGAUGGUGGCAGCUGCUGUCAUCGCGAUUACUAUCCUACAUCCAGGUGUCGCUUUCGAGAGGUUUUGGCCGGAGGCAGAUUUUCAGCUUGCCAAUGUCUUCCGUGGCAACGCGCACAGCAAGAAAGAUGGUAGAGGUGGGCGGGGCAGCGGACUGGCUGAAUCCCCGUCUAGGCGUGAACAUCACAGGCUUCCAUCCUCUCUAUAG
Molecule: messenger RNA, 774 nt
Organism: Neoarthrinium moseri
Lineage: Eukaryota; Fungi; Ascomycota; Sordariomycetes; Amphisphaeriales; Apiosporaceae
Exons: 4
Coding region: 1-774 (257 amino acids)
Cellular component (GO): fungal-type vacuole; plasma membrane
Source: RefSeq, a predicted model, not a curated record